Messenger RNA from Salarias fasciatus (jewelled blenny), 2675 nucleotides. Its product is annotated as lymphotoxin-alpha-like. Gene Ontology annotation, molecular function: tumor necrosis factor receptor binding. Bases 89 to 895 code for a protein of 268 amino acids. Gene Ontology annotation, biological process: immune response. Lineage: Eukaryota; Metazoa; Chordata; Actinopteri; Blenniiformes; Blenniidae. The record is from RefSeq and is a predicted model, not a curated record. Gene Ontology annotation, cellular component: membrane. The transcript has 4 exons.
AAGUCCCGGGCUGUGUCAAACCUCGAAACUGUCCGAAGAGACAGCAGGACACUUCACGUGGGCGAGUCGAGCCUAUAAAUGACAGGAGAUGUCCGACUGGAGCCAAAAGCGACUGAUCCGAGAGGAAGGAGCUGGCAUGGAAGCAGACUACCGCUACGACUGCUGCGACUCCAGCUGCAGCUGGAAUGGAGGGGGAGCGGCGGCGGGGCGCCACCGGGAGCACGCGGUGGCUCCCCGGCGGAGAGAGACGCGCCUGCUGCGGAUGGCUCAGCUGCUCGUGGUCGGCCUGCUGCUGCUGACGGCCGGGUCCCUGGCUUUACUCUUCAUGGUGGGACUGCAGGGACGAUGCGCGCGGACAGAGGAUCAGCAGGUGAAGAAGCAGCUGGACAGCACUUCACUGGACAUCGGCGGCAAACCAGAAAUGUCCAAACUUGAAGGUGACAAUGUGGGGAAGAAGCCCAGUGCCUUGUUGACAGCUCCUGUCAAGAGGAGUAUUCACGGGAAUCGUCUAAACUGGGAGAACGAAAAAGGCGACGCCUUCUGCAGAGGAGGUUUCAACUGCUCCAAUUGGGAGCUGGUGGUGCCCAAGAAGGGGAUCUACCGAGUCUUCCUGCAGGUCACCUGGCGCCAGCCCGAGUGUGCUGGCAACGAGCUGCUCUUCAAAGUCGAGGUGAUCGUGUUCAGCGACACCUACCGCCAAGACAGAGUGGUCCUGUCCAUGUUCGACACGGUGACCUGCAGGACCUACCUGACCAAAUCCCUCUUCGGAUCCAAGUUUUUGAAACUGACCCCGAACAGCCGGCUUCACGUCAACUCCACCUUCCCAAGUCUGAUCACCAGCAGUGAGCACGAGGUGUUCUUCGGGGCAGAGCUCACCGAUGAAUCUCCUCAGUAAUCAGGUGGGAAACCCAACCUAACUGAGUGGAAUCAACUCCAUGAAGAUACUUUAGAUUCUUUAGGGUUUCCUUGUCACGGUUAGCGCUCGUGAAGAGGACGCACGCACUGCUGAAUCUUCAGCUGUCAGACGAGACUUGACUAAUGGAAUCAGUGGUCUCCGGUCUCCGCCAUGUUUGCUCUGCUUCAUCCAGCUUUAUCUCAGACUCCUAAAGAAAAGGUCGAAGGGGCAGAGAAAUCCAACGAGGCCGUAGCAGUGGUGCAGUUAGCAAGCUUCGCUUCUGUUUGGGACAGAAGGCAUCAUGUUUUCAGUGCGUGUGCAGUGAGAGCCAAAGCAGACGGGGUUAGUGUGGAGACCUCCGAGAGCAUGCAGGGUCAGUGUUCUAAAGAAAACGUGGUCUGUAUAAGUACGAUUUGAAGUGCUAAAUAUUGGGGGAAAGCAAUUUGAGUGAAGUGAAUUCCAUUCAUAAAGCCCAUGAAUAGACGCUCCAGAUAUCAGUCCCUUCCAGCCUCUUUUCUAUGGAGGCUCUACAGAUUGCCUCCAAACAAAAAGGACAGAAAUGUAAAGUUGUUGGCAGAACAGGGUCGUUUCCUGCAGUUAGCAGCUAUAACAAAUGAAAGCUUUACUCAAUACAAAAGUAUUUAAAGCAGAGACUGUCAGCCUCCCGAGCUGGUUCCACAGGAGCCUGAUAGCUGAAGGCUCUGCCUCCUGUUCAGCUUUUAGAGAACCUAGGAACCUCCAGCAGACCAGCACUCUGAGAACCACGCGUUGUCCUGAAUAAUAUGGAACUAACAACCCUUUAAGUAAUGUAUGAGGCUGUUUUUUUCAGGGCCUCAUAGGUUAAAAGAAUGACUUUAAAUUCUGUUGUAGAUUGAACAGAGAACCGAUGCUGACUGACUGUCUGAUCUCUCUGCGUCUCCACAGCAGCCUCUCGGCUCCACUGAUCAUGCCACUGCUCUGAGCUUCAUUUUCCAGUUCAAGACACAGAAGCUUGCCUAUAAAUGACUAGGGUUUCAUUCUUCACAAUAUUUAAAUAUCAGGGUUUGGUUUGGCACCCUUUCGAGAUUUUUCUCAUCCAACUUAAACAUUAUCUGAAACCUACCAGGAGAUCUGUCCUUCACCAGAUCACGUCUAUAAUAGGAAUAAGUGGUUUGUAUUUACCUAAUGUCUCAGCCAGCGCUGAGUUCGAUAAGACGGGUGUGUGUGCAGUUACUGACAGUGUGGACAGUUAAAGCCUUCCCACACUCACACACUGCCACUGCAGUGAAGCUUCUUAGCGUCCUCCUGACAGUGUUGAGCUACUUUCACCUCGCAGUGAAGCUUCAUUAUGGACAUGUGACCGGAUAAGAUGCUGUAGUCCUGUUUCCAUGAUCGUAAUGAAGACAGCUCAGUCUCACAGGAUCUGUGUCCAGAAUGCAAAAGGGUUUCCAUGUUGGGACAUGUUGGGACAUGUUGGGACAUGUCCUGAUUAGAGUGUAAGUGCAAAAGAUUUAAAAGAGGAAUAGAAGCACUUAGACAAACACCAUGCACACUCAGGAUUUCUCCUCGCUUGGAUUGUUUAAUGGAAUCAUUUCUUUUUAUUGUAUUUGCAUGCAUGAUGGUACUGUAUCAAUAUGCUGUUAAACAAGCGUAAAAAUGUGACCAGAUUAUUUGAUUAAUUGCUUGCUGGAUCUUUUUUUUCUUCUCUCUCUUUAAUUUACUGCCGCAGGCAUUAUGUUUUAAAUUCAUAAAAAAUUCAUAUUAUGUUUUAAAUGUAAUUUGAUUUCCAAAAUAAAGUCAC